Nerophis ophidion (straightnose pipefish) is the source of this 10754-nucleotide messenger RNA. Its product is annotated as ELKS/RAB6-interacting/CAST family member 2. Gene Ontology annotation, biological process: maintenance of presynaptic active zone structure; neuromuscular synaptic transmission; regulation of synaptic plasticity. The transcript has 19 exons. The record is from RefSeq and is a predicted model, not a curated record. Lineage: Eukaryota; Metazoa; Chordata; Actinopteri; Syngnathiformes; Syngnathidae. Gene Ontology annotation, molecular function: structural constituent of presynaptic active zone. Gene Ontology annotation, cellular component: cytoskeleton of presynaptic active zone. The coding region runs from base 970 to 4530 and encodes 1186 amino acids.
CCAUUAAACAAAAGAAGAGGAAGAAGAACACAUUGGAUUGUUUUUAAUCCGAAUGAAAUUUCCUGCGUUAGGAUUUAGGGAGACAACAAAACUGCCACGGACUCUUCCUAACAAGUUUUAAAUAAACUGUUGCGUCAAACAGGUAACAUUAUAUCGGUUGCCAACAUAAAAAUGGGAUUAAUAGUUACAUUCGGUACCCCGUAGUUUUUCUACAUUCAACAAACAAGAACAUAAAAAACAUCACUUUUACCUUUAUGGGGUUGAAAUGUUUGAGUCUCCCCGCCAUUAACGCUUGCCUUUACAAUAUAUUUAUAUUUUUAAAUUCAUUUUACGGAUUGAAGUGGACCACCUCGACCUAAAAAAAAGUCACUUUUUUUUCUUUCUAAACCCCGAAUUUAGACUGAAAGGCGAUUGCAACGCCGUGCUCCUUUACCGGUAUUAGCAGUUUCCACGCCUUAAUUAGUGUGUGGGAAGCUUGACACUAGCAUGGUGGGGGUGUUGCGUACAAACUGCAAAGCAUCACGAAGACGCGCCUGCCUGGGAGACGGAGAUCCGGGGCAGACGGGUUUCGCUUCAUUCAAUAAAAAUCCACGCUAGUUGUACACAUUUGUCUCCCAGAAGUUCGUGCAUUUUAAUGGCGAUGAUGCAGAAGUGGGACCCCGCCUCCCGCGCAUGCAGCUGCCGCUUGCGGUAGUGAUGAUGAUGAUGCUGGCGUGCAGGGGAGGACCAAUGCUGAAGGAGGCUGCUGGGCUGAAUGGAGGCGACGGGAUGCCGUCCCUGUAGCAGCACGGGAGAGGAAUUAACAUCGAUGGAGGUGCCUCCCGGGCAUUCCCUGCGAUUUUGAGGCACCCCGACUCCCACGGCAGGAAAUCACCUGCCCCAUGUGCGGUUCAGCCAGCCUGUGCAGUAUCAUUUCAGCGUGCCCUCGUUAAGGACCCCCCUGGUGGCCACGCGGCCCACUCACGGGACAUGUACGGCAGUGCCAGAGCUGUAAGUCACUUAGAGAGCAGCCCCGCACGCUCCCCGCGCCUGCCUCGGUCCCCCAGACUGGGCCAUCGGAGGGCCAACAGCGGGGCCGGGAGCGGCGCGGGGGGCAAGACGCUCUCCAUGGAGAACAUCCAGUCUCUCAAUGCUGCCUACGCCACUUCGGGGCCCAUGUACCUGAGCGAUCACGAGGGUGUGGGCUCCACGGCCACCUACCCCAAAGGCACUACCACUUUGGGCCGGGCCACCAGCCGGGCCAUGUACGGGGGCCGCGUCACGGCCAUGGGCAGCAGUCCCAAUAUCGCUACGGUGGGGCUGCACCAUGCUGACCUUCUGUCUUACAGUGACCUGGGCUCCAUCUCCAUGCUGCACUCCCACCACCACCACCACCAGGGGUUGCCCUCCGCCCUGCUGAGGCAGGCGGUGCGGAGCAGUGGGGGAGAACUGCUAGAGAUGCAGGCCCAGUUCAGGGAGAUGCAGAGGGAGAACGAGAUGCUGCGCAGGGAGCUGGACCUGAAGGACAGUAAGCUGGGCUCCUCCACCAACAGCAUCAAAAGCUUCUGGAGUCCCGAGUUGAAGAAGGAGCGCAUCAUGAGGAAGGAGGAGGCGGCGCGAACGUCUAUUCUUAAAGAGCAGAUGAGGGUCACUCAUGAGGACAACCAGCUGCUGGAUGCCAGGAGAACAAAGCAUCUCCAGAUGACCAUCCAGGCUCUGCAAGAUGAGCUUCGCACACAACGAGACCUCAACCACCUGCUGCAACAGGAGAGCGGCAACCGCUCAGGCGCCGACCACUUCACCACCAUCGAGCUUACCGAAGAGAACUUCCGGCGGUUGCAGGCCGAACACGACCGGCAGGCCAAGGAGCUGUUCUUGUUGAGGAAAACCCUGGAGGAGAUGGAGCUGAGGAUCGAGACCCAGAAGCAGACCCUGGGAGCCAGAGAUGAGUCCAUUAAGAAGCUGCUGGAGAUGCUGCAGAGUAAAGGUCUGCCAUCAGGGCCCGGCAGGGUGUCUGAAGAGGAGGAGCAGGAGAGGAACAGGCGCAUCGCUGAGGCUGAGGCCCAGCUCGGACACCUGGAGGUCAUUCUAGACCAGAAAGAGAAGGAAAACAUUCAUCUACGAGAGGAGUUACACAGAAGAAAUCAACUGCAUCAGGAUCCCAGCAAAACAAAGGCCCUGCAAACCAUCAUUGAAAUGAAAGACACCAAGAUUGCCUCACUGGAGCGCAACAUUCGAGACCUGGAAGAUGAGAUCCAAAUGUUAAAGGCCAACGGCUUGCUGAGCACGGAGGACCGUGAGGAGGAGAUCAAGCAAAUGGAGGUCUACAAGAACCACUCCAAGUUUAUGAAGACCAAGAUUGAUCAGCUCAAGCAGGAGUUGUCCAAGAAGGAGUCAGAGCUGCUGGCACUGCAGACCAAACUAGAGACCCUCAACAACCAGAACUCGGACUGCAAACAGCACAUCGAGGUCCUCAAAGAGUCUCUCACUGCCAAAGAGCAACGUGCGGCCAUCCUGCAAACUGAGGUAGAUGCUCUGCGUCUUCGUCUGGAGGAGAAGGAGUCCUUCCUCAACAAGAAAACCAAGCAGCUGCAGGACCUGACGGAGGAGAAAGGCACACUUGCUGGAGAAAUCAGGGACAUGAAGGACAUGCUGGAGGUCAAAGAAAGGAAAAUUAAUGUCCUGCAGAAGAAGAUUGAGAACUUGCAGGAGCAGCUGAGGGACAAAGACAAGCAGCUGAGCAACUUGAAGGACCGCGUCAAGUCUCUGCAGACCGACUCCACCAACACUGACACUGCCCUGGCCACCCUGGAGGAGGCGCUGUCCGAGAAGGAGCGAAUCAUCGAGCGUCUGAAGGACCAGAGGGAGAGGGAAGAUCGAGAACGUCUGGAGGAAGUGGACGCCUACAAGAAGGAGAACAAGGACCUCAAAGAGAAAGUCAACAGCCUGCAGAUAGAAUUAACAGAAAAAGAGUCCAGCCUCAUCGAUCUCAAGGAGCAUGCGUCUUCUUUGGCGUCCUCUGGCCUCAAAAAGGACUCCAAGCUCAAGUCACUUGAGAUCGCCAUUGAGCAGAAAAAGGAAGAGUGCAGUAAGUUGGAGACGCAGUUACAGAAGCAAGCUGAGCAGCUUUUCAGUCACGUGAACAAUCCUAAAGCCCACGAGGUGGAGCAUCAGUCGGGCCCCAGAGGGAACCCGGACUACGUGGACCGGGUGAAGCUGCUGGAAAAGGAGGUGAACUUCUACAAGGACGAGGCCAGCAAGGCUCAGAUGGAGGUGGAGAGGCUCCUGGACAUCCUACGGGAAGUGGAGACCGAGAAAAACGACAAAGACAAGAAAAUCGCCGAUUUGGAAAGCCCCCUUCCUUCCUCUGCCUUUCGCCCUACCCUUCGUCCGGGUGGCAAAGCCCCCCCUGACCCGCUCCCCGCUGUGUCCGCCGCCCCCCAGCAGAUAGGGGGCAUGGUGUGGGACUUCCUGGGAAAACAAGGAGGCAAAGAGCAGACCAAGAAGGGCCAGAACAUCAAACUAGGACCCCAAGGGGACAAGAAAGGCUUGGGACAUGACGCACGUAAGGACAGCACUUUGGACGGCGGCCAUCAUUCAAAGCUAGAGGAGCUGAUGAACACCCUGGAGAGGACGAGGCAGGAGUUGGAUUCCACCAAGCAGCGUCUCUCGUCCACGCAGCAGUCCCUGCAAGAGCGGGACAGUCACCUGACCAACAUGAGGCAAGAGCGAAGGAAACAGCUGGAAGAGAUUUUAGAGAUGAAACAACAAGCUCUGCUGGCUGCCAUCAGUGAGAAAGAUGCUAAUAUUGCACUGCUGGAACUGUCUGCCUCCAACAAGAAAAAGACCCAAGAGGAGGUGGUUGCCCUCAAAAGGGAGCGAGACAAACUGAUGCACCAACUUAAACAGCAUACUCAAAGCAGAAUGAAGCUGAUUGCUGACAACUAUGAGGAUGAACAAUACCACCUCCAUGGUCCACACCACGCCCAGCCCCAGGCCCCUCAGCCUCAGACUCAAUACCCCCACCCGCCCCAUGGCCAGCAGGUCUCGUACGCACACGGCCCUCACAUGCAGCACCCACAGGCCACCCCGCAGCACCCUCACCCACAGCAGCAGCAACUUCAGUACCCUCACAGUCAACACCCGCAGCAGCACCCUCAACCGCCUCCCCAGCACCCACAGCAUCAACAGCAUCCACGCCCCCCACAGCCCCAACAUCCACACCAACAGCACCUCCAGCAUCCCCCGCAGCACCCGCACGGGCAUCCUCCGCCACAGCACCCGCAUCCCCAGCAUCCUCAGCAUCCACAUGGGCCUCCUCAACAGGGGCCUCACCCUCAACAUCCGCAUCCCCAACAUCCCCAGCACCCUCAGCACCCUCAGCACCCUCAGCACCCUCAACAUCCCCAGCAUCCCCAACAUCCCCAGCACCCCCAGGCCCCACACCACGGCCAGCAUCCACGCCACCCGUCGCCUCAUCAUCGUGGAGGGCCGGGCAGAGGACCCCCACACGCUGGCCACCGCCCUUCCCCAGACCAGGUGAUGUCAUAGCAGACCGUCUGACCUCCCCCUCUUCUUAUCCUCCUCUGGCCUCUUCACCGCCCUGACGACCUUCGGCCUGACUUCCAGCCCAAAAGAGUAUCUCUCACACACAAAAAAACACUUUGGUACCUUUUUUUUUUUUACUCCUCCCACCUUCUUUGAGACAUGUGACUUCAUCUUGUUUUAACUGACGUCACCUCGUUUCCAGUCAGACGUAAUGACAAACAAUCUAUGCAGACGUCCGUGUCGCAUGGGUCCCUCCAUUCUCAACCAAUCAGAGCGGGCGAGGAAGUGUUGAGAAGGACCAAUCAGAGACUAUGCAUCUCCUCUUGUUGCAGGAUGUUUUUUUGGGUGUUUUUCAAGCCACGGUGCUCCUGUUGGUGCUCCCCUCUUUCAACGGUGUCGGCUUGUAGCGAGGAAUACAGACACGUCGAUACAUAGUCCCGCCACAAGGGGGCGCUUCAAGAACACGAUGAUUAAGGUGAUCUUCAGUAGAUUCUUCUCUUGGAGUCCCCUCCCCCAAACAGCUGUUACUGCUCCCUCCCUUAAAAGAAGAAAGAUGUACACAUAUAUAUGAUAGAUCUACUAUACAUAGAGAGACAAAUCUAUAGAGUGCGUCUAUUCGUGGUGCAAUUUCAAACUGACAAGAUCAAACGUGUUUAUUUGUCCAUUAUGGUUAUUUUUUAUAAGUGGGUGAAGCGGUGACUUUGUAACAUUCCCGUCUGGUGAUAGAAUGUGAAAGAAAAAAAAUCUACGUACAAAUCUAUUUGACAUUCCGUCGUCUUUAAGGCUGUGUUCACACUCAUAGCAAUUGGUUGGCUUGAAAGGAACUCUGGUGCGCACCAAACAAGUGAACUGCGGCCCGCUUUGGUUCACUCUAGCUCAAAUGUGAACUUUGCACGGACCAAAGACACAAGCAGUUCGAAGAUGCAUGAAGAUGACCAAAAAAAAGUUAUGAUUUUACAAGAAAAAAUGCAAAACCUUCAUAAUGUUAUGACAAAAAAGUCAUACAUUUACAAGAUAAAAACUAACAAGGAAAAAAAAUCUGACUAUGGCAAGAAAAAGGUAAUACUUUUACAUGAAUCUAGUCAAUGAUACAACAGUCAAGUCGCAAUAUUGCAAGAAAAAGUAAUAAUUUGGCAGUAGAAAAGCAUAGUAUCUAAGAACAUAAAAAUAUUACAAAAAUAAAACAAUUUUAUUAAAAUAAAGUCAAAGUAUUGCACAAACAGAAUUCAUAAUGUGACAUGGAUACAAUUAUAAUAUUGCAUGACAAAAGUUAUAAGUCGGCAUGAAUAAAAUAAUAAAAUUAAAAUAGAAAAAUAAUAUUUUAGCAAAAAAAAAACACAUUAAUGUGUAAUAUCCAUCCAUCCAUUUUCUACCACUUAUUCCCUUUUAGGGUCGCGGGGGGCGCUGGCACCUAUCUCAGCUACAAUCGGGCGGAAGGCGGGGUACACCCUGGACAAUUCGCCACCUCAUCGCAGGGCCAACACAGAUAGACAGACAACAUUCACUCUCACAUUCACACAUGUGUAAAAAUCAUAAUUUUACAUGACCAAAAUUAUAACAUUAAAAACAAAUAAGUUUAUCAUGUGAAAUAAUAAAGUAAUAAUUUUAAAGGAACAAAGUCAUAAUUUCCCAAGGAAGGAUAAUAAUAUAGAAAUAAAAAAUAUAUACACAAUAAAAUAAUACCAUUAAAAUAGAAAAAUUAUAUUUUGGCAAAAACAUACAAUUUAUAAGAAUGAAGUCAAAAUACUGCCCGAAUGCAGCUGAGAUAGGCUCCAGCGUCCCCCCGCGACCCUAAAAGUGACAAGCGGUAGAAAAUGGAUGGAAGUGAAAAUAUUGCAAGAAAAAUUCACAAUUUUACAUGACCCAAAAAGUAAUCUUAAACACAAAUACGUUUAUCAUAUGAAGUAAAAAAUAUUAACUUUAAAAGGAAUUAAGUCAUAAUAUCUCAAGAAAAUAAGGCAUAAUUUGACAUGAACUAAGUUAAAAUAGGGCAAGAAAAAAUAAUAUGAUUUGAUAUCCAUGAAUUCAUAAUAUGGAAAUAAAAAUAUAUGUAAUAAAGUAAUCAAAUUUAAAUUGAAAAAUAAUAUUUUUGCGAAAAUGAAAAUGAAGUCAAAAUAUUGCAAGAAAAAAUUAUCCCAAUUUUACAUGACCCAAAUCAUUAUAUUAGACACAAAUGAGUUUAUCAUAUGAAAUAAUAAAGUAAUAAUUUCAAAAGAAUUAAGUCAUAAUAUCCCAAGAAAAGAUAUUGAAAUAAAAAAAUAAAAAAAUAAAAAAAAAUAUAUAUAUAUAUAUAUAUAUAUAUAUUAAAGUGAUUAAAUUAAAAUAGAAACAUUAUAUUUUAGCAAAAAAACUACAACAUAAUUUUAUAAGAAUGAAGUCAAAAUAUUGGAAGAAAAAAAAUCACAAUUUUAUAUGACCCAAAUCAUAAUAUUACAGGGAAUUAAGUCAUAAUAUCCCAAGAAAAGAAAGCAUAAUUUGACUUUAAUUAAGUUAAAAUAUUGCAAGAAAAAAAAAUGAUAUCCGUAAAUUCAUAGUAUGGAAAGAAAAAAUAUUAAUUCAACAAAAAUAUUAAGAAUUUUAGAGGAAUAAAGUCAAACUUUUGCACAAAAAAAAUAUCACAACAAAACACAAAAGCUCAUACUUUCACAUGAAUCAAGUCGAUACUACAAGAAUGAAGUCAAAAUAUAGCAAGAAAAUAGGUAAUCAUUUGGCAUAUAGUAAUAUUAUUGAAAUUAAAAAAGUAUUUAUUUAAAUAGUAAAAACUGUUUUGUAAGAAUAAAGUCAAAAUAUUGCAAGAAAGAUUUCAUAAUUUGACAUUUUGAAAAAAUAUUACAUGAGGAAUUUAUAAUAAAGAAAGAAUACAGUAAUAAUUUUCUAAGAAUUAAGUCCCAAUAUCGCAAGAAAAAAAAAUCAUAAUUUGACAUGAAUCAAGUCAAACUUUUGCAAGAAAAAAUAUUAUUUCAUAGGCAUAAAUUCAUCUUAUGGAAAGAAAAAAAAUCAUAAUUUUACAAGAAAACAGCAUAAAAUCAAACUAUUACUAGAAAAAAAAUAAUAAUUUGACAUAAAUUAUGUCAAAAUAUAUAAGAAAAAAACUGCUUUAUAUGAAUAAAUUCAUAUUAUUGAAAACAAAGUAAUACCUUUUUACAAAAGUAUCCAUUAUUUUAAAGUUGUAAUAUCACAAAAAAUAUUCCUAAUUUGACAUGAAUAAAGUCAUAUUAAAAGAAAAUUAUAAUUUUACAUUUAUAAAGUUAUAAUGUUGUAAGAAGAAAAUCUGAAUCUGACAUUAAUAAAGUCAUAUCACAGGAUAAAUGUCUUAAUUGUAUGUCCCAAUUUUAUCAAAAAUAAUAAUUAUCCUACAAGAAUGUAAAUUUUAUGAUGAAAAAAUAUCACUUCAGUGAAAUAAGUAUUUUUGAAUAUGAAAAAAUGGUUUGAAUUUAAAGCAGCUGAUGACAUUUUGGUUUCAAAUAUUUGUAACAUGUUAACACAACUGUUCUUUACUGCACGGUCUGUGGUCACAUCAAAGUGCACAUCUUUUUUUUAAGAGAACCAAACAUCAAGUGUGAACACAGUCUUCAAGUCUUGCAGUUUUUUCUUUUGUAUUGCCCUGCGGCACAUCCAGAAAAAAUAUUUUCCCAAAAAAUAUAACAAAAGUGUGAAAAGGAACGUAAAGUAAGAAAAAAAAGUUGUAAUGGUGACGCGAGAAACACAAAAGCUAUUACUUAAAAGUACACUUCUCACAAAAAUUGGUCGUUUUUUGGGGUGAAAUUUGAGAGUCAGAAAUGUUUGCAUUCAAACGUUUAGAAAAGUUCAUAUUAAGUUUUUCUGUAAAAGUAUAUUCUACUUUUUAAAGUCCUGAUAUUUUGCCCGAAAGUUGAAUAUCACUAAGUUUUUGUGAGUCGUGUAGGUCAAAUUGAUUUAGUCUCAAAACAUCAAAAAACAUUUAGAUUAUUUAGUAUAUAUGACAUUUGGAAUGGGCAGGUGCAAAAUUUCGAAUUGAAAUGAGAAUAACUAAGAAUUUUAAUCUGGUUGAAUUGUGAUUGAGAUUGCAAACAGGAAGUGGAAUUAAAAGCAAACAAUCAAAUUACUAUUUGAUUGUGUAAAACAUCACAAAAAAUAUAUAUAUUGACAUGCAAACUGUUAGCAUCUUAGCCUAUUUUUUUUAAAGGUCAUGGCUAUUGUUUCUUGGCACUAUCUUGCCUGUAUGCCAAAUGUUAGCAUUUUUAUAAUUCUAUAUAUAUGUAUAUGUAUAUAUGUGUGUGUGUGUGUGUGUGUAUAUAUGUAUAUAUGUGUGUAUAUAUAUAUAUAUAUAUAUAUAUAUAUAUAUAUAUACAUAAUGUAUGUGUGUAUAAAUUAAGUCAGGAAAAAACACCCUACAAGCCUGUUUCGCAGGUUUCUCUGAAGGUUUCUGAAGAGCAGAGAAACCUGCAAAACAGGCUUGUAGGGAUAAAAUAGCCUCCAUGUUUUUUCCUGACCUGACAUAUAUUCUGCUCUACCCUGGUAUUGAGCACUGUAUAACGGAUAAACCAACCUUGACUAUAUAUGUGUAAAUAUUUGUGUAUAUAUAAAUGUGUGUGUGUGUGUGUGUGUGUGUGUGUGUGUGUGUGUGUGUGUGUGUGUGUGUGUGUGUGUGUGUGUGUGUGUGUGUGUGUGUGUGUGUGUGUGUGUGUGUGUGUGUGUGUGUGUGUGUGUGUGUGUGCAUGCAUACAUACAUAUAUGAAUGUAGAAAUAGCUAAAAAUGCUAACAUUGUAAGUGUUGGCCUUUUAGCCUAAAUUAUUGCAUAUUUUUACUUGGCGCUAUCUUGCUAGCAUGCAAAAUGUUAGAUGUUAGCAUGUUCGUAUUUUAGCCACUUCUUCAGUUAUAUAGCAUAAAGUUGUGGAUAUUGUGACUUGGCACUAUCUUGCUGGAAGCUGAAGGUUAACGUGUUAGCAUUUUCGCCAGAUUGAUAUAUUUAAAAUGAAAAGUAAUGGAUAUUGUUACUCGGCGCUAUGUUGUUAGCAUGCUAAAUGAUAGCAUUUAGCCAAUUUGGUAGGUGUUAAACUUCCAAGUCCUGGACAUUGUUACGUUAUCUUGCUAACACUUAGCAUUUCGAGCAUUUUCGUCGGAAUUCGGAACUUUGCACCCGCCCUGUUGCUACCCAGACGCGUUAGAUCGAAAAGACAAACGUUUUAUGGGCAUUGUGUUUUCUUUCCCUAUUUCUGGUGUUGUGGUGUCGUAAAAACACAAGUGGUGAGAAACUCUUUACAGAAUUAGACUGUUACUAAAUCUGGUCUUGGCCAAGUGUUGUGGUUCCUGUCCUGACAUACACUACAAAUAUUAAUCAACAUACAUUCUUGUCUUUUUACAAUCCAUUGUGUUGAGCAUUCUGACCACAUUAGGAGAAGACCAACCAAUCAUUCAGAUCCUUUCAUCUCACAGGGGCGGAGCUUAAAGCCUCCUUUUUCAGGUUGUUAUCCACUGAAUACUUGAAGUAGGGAAUAAGUUUUCCUACCGUGAGAAAAAAAGUCAAACGUGCCCAUUCAUGCUGACGACGUGCCAACAGUGCGAUGGAAGGACGGACGCUGCUCCUCCUCCAUUGGCUUUCACUUUCUUCAUUCGCUAGACAAAAAAAAUAAAAAAAAAUCACUGUGACGAUGCCAGACAUUUUUUUUGUAUUAUUUGUAUUAAUUUUUAUAUUUUGUUAGCUUUAUUUUUCUAUGCUUUCAUCUUUUGCCGCAGACGUGCGUCAGUUUGUAAAUGUGAGCGAGCUGUACAGUCAACCGAGCGGUAGGAGCGACUACAAUGUGCCGCAUGCUGAAUGAUGACGUGUUUGUGGGCCAAGUGAUGUCACUGUUUGAGAGUCACGUGGUCCGUGACCACGCCCCCUCCACCCCCCCUACCCCCCUAGUAGACGGCCUGUGCAGUUGUUGUGAGCAUGUUUCCUGGGGUUGCUGGUGUAAAUGUGAUGGCAGUGUGCGUGUGAACGUGUGCGCGUGCGUGUUGUAACGCAGAAGACGAUGAAGUGUUUUAAAAAAUAAUAAAUAAUGUAUUUGUGUGACUGGUGGGAUGUUAGUGACAGAAGCAUGGAUACUCUGUGAUGUUUCCUGUUGUUUCUUUUUCAAAGCCAGGAAGGAGGUUGUCGUCUGUGCCCCACUUUGCUAUCUAUUGUAUGUGAUGUAACCCGAUAUUAAUAUUGUUGUUGGCCAGCUGGUUUAUAUCAUCAAAAUUAAAGUGACUUUCUUUCUGUCAA